CUCUGACUCACGGCUGAAGGAAAGCUUGAAGCUUUGCGUCUUACCACACCACACCAUCGAGCCAGAUCCCCGAGGCCUUCUUCCGUAGACUUGGAGAGAGGGGGGGAACAGCGUGAUCUGUCUGUCUACUGAUCAUGACGGUCAAAUCCUAGUUCAGGAGGAUUCGACUUGAAGAAGUACGGCUCACAAAGAAUCUGCGCUGUUGGCUUGGCGUCAGGUAAGCGAAGCGCCACUGCCUUCGUCAAGAAUGACGAGCACGAGCGGUCGCACAUUGGACACGAAUGCGCUGAGAUGGAGAGGCGAGUCUAGACUGGUCGCUCGUCCGUCGCAAGAUUCCACAUGGACACUUUCGACGAGCAAAUCGGCAGGCACAGAUGUGACUUCCAUGACUAGCGUGGUGCCGAGCGAAGGAGGAGGAGGAGGUCAAGAGUUUGUCCAAGCUCCUCCGCAUCCAAUCGCUACUCCCGCUCCACCACGAUCAGCGAACCCAACAGCUUCGCACACUUCUGUAUUUCUCUUCUUGCUCGCCUUUCGUCUGCUCAAUGCCCUGCUUGUUCGAACAUUUUUUCAACCCGAUGAACAUUAUCAAGCGACGGAAGUCGCUCAUCAUGCCGUGUUCGGGUAUGGAUGGAGGACGUGGGAAUGGAUGAGUGAUGAAGCAAGAGGAGGAGAGAUACGGGGCUUUCUUCAUCCUGCAAUCUUUGCUGCUCUCAUGUGGAUCGUGCGCCUAUUGAGGAUGGAUGCGCCCAUCAUUCUUGCCACCGCACCUCGCCUUCUGCAAGCUGUCUUUGCGGCCUGCUCCGACUUGUCGGUCUACAAGCUCUCUGAUCGACUUGUCGGCUCGCAAGCAGGUUGUAUGACGCUACACUGUCUCCUCUUCAACACCUGGCUACUCUACACUUCAUGUCGAACCUUUUCGAACACGCUCGAAGCGCAAAUGAUCUCCAUGGCCUUGCUCAACUGGCCCCUGAGCCUUCCUGCAAGCUCGGAAGAGAUGUUUCCGAACGCAUCGGCCAUUGAGCCUAUCGAUCAGAGUAUGCUAGAGACGCUCAACAGAUCCAUCAUCAGCAGUCGCAAGCUAUCUCUUGCGCUCUUCUUUGCCGCUCUCAGCAUUGCUGUCAGACCUACAGCCAUCAUCGUCUGGUCCUUUCUGGGCAUCAAGUUGAUCUGUGAUCAAGUCGCAUCUGCAAGAAGAUGCAGCACGACGCUCGAGGUUCUGGAAUCCGUCUUUUCACUCGCCGUAAUUGUAGUCUGCGUGCCGACGAGCCUCAUACCCAGCUUCUCAUUCUUCACGUUGCUCGACAGUAUCUAUUACGGUCGCUUUAUCUUCGUGCCCUACGAGUUUAUGAAGCGCAACGUAGGAUCCGCAGGCGUAUCCGUCUUUUACGGCUCCAGUCCCUGGCAUUUCUACCUCAGUUCCGUCUUGCCUCUUCUAGGAUUGACUACUUUGCCUUACAUGCUGCGCGGGCUCUACAUGGCACUAACCUGCUCGACGCGCUCACAUCAAACUCCGACACCUGCUGGCAUGAAUGCAGCAGCAAACAACGGCGCCAGAGAUGUAGCAGCUCUGAAGACCCUAGCUUUUCUGACCGUGUGGACCAUCUUUGCUUACUCGUUGCUGGGUCACAAAGAACAGAGGUUCUUGCAGCCUGUUGCAGCCAUCACCUUGCCCAUCUUUGGUGGUCUGGCUCUCUCGUCUCCUCGAGGUGGCAUGCCGCACACGAAUGUGGGAACCGUCGAGCCGCAGCUCCAGCCUGAGGCACCUGCACCGGCACCGGCAGCUCUCGCAGGGGCUCCGUGCGUAGUCUCACAAGCCAUAGGCCACCUGACCCUAUUUAGCAAGCAGCUAUGGACGUCUUUCGCGUCGCUCAAGCGCUCUCACAAAUGGGCCCAGAUCGCACUGCUAGCUCAUCUUGUUCCCAGCAUCUACCUUCUUCGCUAUCACUGCAUAGCGCAAGAACAAAUACCUCGACGCAUCUCCCAACUAGCAGACAAAGAGUCGUUCAAGAGCAUCGCAUUGCUCAUGCCUUGUCACUCCACACCUUGGCAAUCGAUUAUGCACCGGCAAGACCUCAGCAUCUUUUCCGCCCUCGGAUCGGAUUCGGGCGAAGGCAAGGGCGGAAGAGCGUGGGCGCUUACUUGCGAACCGCCACCGAUUGGUGCCGAUUCCUCUUCGUACGUCGAUCAAUCGGACGUCUUCUAUGCCGACCCUCUCGCGUACCUCCGUAAUCGAUUCCCAGCUUCCGUCGAUGCGCGCUUUCAGCCUUCUGCCAUUGGCGCCGCAGAAUCGGCAGCUUUCAUGCCGCUCUGGGAAGCUCUGCAACUUCGUCGUUCAGCGGACACGCCGCAGGGCGUGCCUUUGUCCGUGCGCGUCGACAAGAGCGCGUCGCCUUUGCACACCUGGCCCAGUCAUCUCGCCAUCUUCUCCAACCUUCUCACGGUGGCUUCGCCGACAUCGGCCAAGUCUGGGCGACCAUCAGCGCCGACGGAUACUGUGGGGGCCUAUCUUGAAGCACUGGGCUACGUGGAGGUGGAGAGACACUUCAACUCUCUUUUCCACGAUGAUCACAGGAGGAGCGGUGAUGUAGUCAUCCUGCAGUGGCAAGGCUCUUCUUGA
Ceraceosorus guamensis is the source of this 2617-nucleotide messenger RNA. RefSeq lists its product as hypothetical. The record is from RefSeq and is a predicted model, not a curated record. Bases 248 to 2617 code for a protein of 789 amino acids. Gene Ontology annotation, molecular function: alpha-1,2-mannosyltransferase activity. The transcript is spliced from 4 exons. Gene Ontology annotation, cellular component: endoplasmic reticulum membrane. Gene Ontology annotation, biological process: GPI anchor biosynthetic process. Lineage: Eukaryota; Fungi; Basidiomycota; Exobasidiomycetes; Ceraceosorales; Ceraceosoraceae.